Molecule: messenger RNA, 1093 nt
Organism: Aspergillus alliaceus
Lineage: Eukaryota; Fungi; Ascomycota; Eurotiomycetes; Eurotiales; Aspergillaceae
Exons: 1
Coding region: 148-960 (270 amino acids)
Source: RefSeq, a predicted model, not a curated record
GAUCUUUUCCCUCCUCUCUUCUUACACCUCCGUUCUCCCCCCAAAUCAACACCUAUCUACUUACUACACUAUCACUCCUACUAUCCGGUUAUGAUAGAUAGAUUGAUAGACGGACAGAUUCGACCGAAUGUCCGUCUAUGAGAAUCUAUGCCAUACUUCACCCCCGAAAAUGACGGUACGGGUUUAGCGCGACAACUGACCGAUCCGCUUGUCGCUCAAUAUGUCUACUCCGUCUUCAUCGCUCUCGCCUGGUGCAAUGCCCUCGAGCUGGUGGUCCUCUGCCUCAAUACCUUCAAACGCUAUGCUGGCACUUACUUCUGGAGUCUUUUCAUCGCCUCCAUUUCCGUCAUUCCCUUUGGCCUGGGAUACCUCCUGAAGAUGUUUAACAUCUCCUUCACCAACGGCUACCUCGAGUUGGCCAUCACCGACAUCGGCUGGGUUGGCAUGGUCACCGGUCAAUCCCUCGUCCUCUGGUCACGCCUCCACCUCGUCGUUCACAAUCGCAAGGUGCUCAAGAGCCUCCUCUACCUCAUCGUCAUCGACGGCGUUCUCCUCCACACUGCUGCCACCACGCUGGAGUUUAUGAACAACGGUCUCUCUGACAUUCACAAUGUGACGGUUGCGUUUGGCAUUAUGGAACGGAUACAAGUAGUGUGGUUCUGCGUUCAGGAGCUUCUCAUCUCCUCCGUGUAUAUCUUGGAAACCGCCAAGUUGCUACGGCUCGACCGUGGAGGGCCGUCACGCACCAUUCUCACGCAAUUGAUCAUCGUCAAUGUGGUCAUCAUGGUGCUCGAUAUCACGGUGGUCGCGGUUCAGUUCGCAGGUUAUUUCACAUUGCAGGUGACCACGAAAGUCCUAGUCUACAGCAUCAAAUUAAAGCUAGAAUAUAUCAUAUUGGGGCGGUUAGUCGACGUGGCGCAUAUGCGAUCACAGCCGGUAACUCCGCGCUUCCGCCUAUGAUUACUGUGCACGCACUCCUAGGGCGAUCCCUCCUCCCAGAGACUGGCUUCGCGCACACCGCCUGCCGAUAUACCGUCUAGCCUUCCGUUCUAAAUUUUCUCCUACUAACUCUAAAAGGAUUUAAGUCGCGAAG